UGACAUUCAAUUGAUGUCCAGUUGAUAUUCAAUUCGUGUCCCGUUUGCACAAUUGAUCGAUGUACAGCCAAGCCUCGUCCUCGGCCCGUGCCCCGAUAGCGGCUCCGUGCUGUCUUGCCUCCUUCCAUGGGAAUCCAAACAGCCCGUCCCAAUCCGUUGGCCGCUCUCUCAAACAGUUUGUUCCUCGUCCCCCCACCACCACCAUCCGCCGUCGCCCCUUUUCCCUGCCCUGACUCGGCUGUCCUCCUUCGAUCCCGUCCGCAUCCAUCCGAUCCAUGAUGGUCUUCUCUGUUCGUCUGUUCUGCUCGCUUGUGUGGCUGUCCUGCCUCUGCAUCUACGGCGCUGCUGUUGUCUCCCCGGCGUCGUCGGGAUUCGUCGCUUCUCGUGAUGCCUUCCGGGUCGGCCCGCUUCCGUAUGCCUCUGGCGAAUCACCCAUCGAAGGCUCCUUCGCAGGCCACAUCCCCAUCCGCGAAUGGAAUGACGACCAGGGCCGCAACGGCUCCGCCCAGAUGUUCUUCUGGUACUUCCCGGCCCAAGCGCCUCUGGUCUCGAAUCCGCCCCUGGUCCUGUGGCUCCAAGGUGGCCCUGGCUCGUCCUCCAUGAUCGGUCUGUUCCAUGAAAACGGCCCUCUGUUCAUCGACAAUGGCGAGCUCCGGCGCAACCCGUUCUCCUGGAACCAGCGACACUCGAUGCUCUUCAUCGACAACCCCGUCGGCACCGGAUACAGUUUUGUCCACCCCCGCGAUGACUCCAAGGUCCCUGUGAUCUCGGCCGAGCAGCUUGCCUGGGACAUUCUGCUCUCUGAUCAGAGCAGCCAGGGCCAUACCAUCACCGCAGGUCGCCAGCCACCCGCCUACCAGCACGGAUACACUCAGAACCAAGAGGCCAUUUCCGCCGACCUUAUCACCUGUCUGCUGGCGCUCUACUCCCAUUUCCCCGAGCUCCGGGCCGCCCCGCUUUAUCUGACGGGCGAGUCUUACGCCGGCAAGGUCAUCCCUGCGCUUGGCAUGGCCAUCCACCACCACAACCAUGCCGCAGCCCUUGCGCCCGAGCUGAGCAUUCCUCUCGCCGGUGUUGCCAUCGGAAACGGCCUUACCGACCCCGCCACCCAGAUUCUGGCCUAUGCACCUCAGAGCCUGGCCCUGGGCCUGGUCUCCCGAUCGCAAGCAAAGGACAUUCACGACAUUGCCCGGCUGUGUGUUGCGCACAUCCACCGCGGCGAGUUCACAGCCGCUACCCUGGUCCGCAACCACCUGUUCGAAUACCUCAACAACCACACCGGCCGCGUCAACUGGUAUGACGUCCGCAAAGGCGGCAUCCAGAACAACUGGAGCGAUCUCGAUGUCCUGCUCAACCAAGACUCGGUCCGCAAGAGUCUCAACACCCUUGCGUCCGCCAGCGGCGGCGUCUUCGACAAGGACCCGGCCGUCUACAAUCAUCUCGUCGCAGACAUUUCCAGAUCCGAGGCCAAGAGAGUCGAGGGCCUCCUGCAGCUCGGCUACAAGGUUCUGCUGUUCCACGGCCAGUUUGACCUGCGCGACGGCGUCAUGGGCCAGACCGAGUGGAUCGACGGCCUCGACUGGCAUGGCCGCGACGAGUACGGCAAGGCCGAGAGAACCAUUAUGCACCUCGCCGGUGAGCUGGCGGGCUAUGCCACCCGAGCCGCCAAUCUGUGGAGAGUGGAAGUGCUGCAGGCAGGACACUUGGCUCCAAUGGAUCAAGGCAAGCGCCUCAAGGAGCUUAUUGAGCUCUGGGUCGAUGGCGAGCUCUGAAUGGGGAGGGAGCCCAUCCUGCUGAAGUGAAUGAUCGUGUUGGCGAGUUGGCGAGUUGGAAGUGUGAUCAUGUUGCAUGGAGGAGCGAUUCCAUCCGAGUGUCUGAAAAAACAUCGAUCCAUAU
Messenger RNA from Polychytrium aggregatum, 1896 nucleotides. Its product is annotated as Alpha/Beta hydrolase protein. Lineage: Eukaryota; Fungi; Chytridiomycota; Chytridiomycetes; Polychytriales. The coding region runs from base 276 to 1772 and encodes 498 amino acids. Gene Ontology annotation, biological process: proteolysis. The record is from RefSeq and is a predicted model, not a curated record. Gene Ontology annotation, molecular function: serine-type carboxypeptidase activity. The transcript is spliced from 2 exons.